AUGGCGGCAAUUGAAGAAGAAGAUGAUGAUGAAGAUGAAGGUGAAGUUGUUGAUGAUGAAGAUGAUGAAGAUGAUGAUGACGUUGUUGAUGAUGAAGAUGAUGAUGAAGAUGUCGAUGAAGGUGAUGAUGAAGAUGAUGAAGAUGAUGAUGAAGAUGUCAAUGAAGGUGAUGAUGAAGAUGAUGAUGAAGAUGAUGAUGAAGAUGAUGAUGAAGAUGAUGAUGAAGAUGACGAUGAAGAUGAUGAUGAUGAAGAUGAAGGUGAAGUUGUUGAUGAUGAAGAUGAUGAAAAUGAUGAUGAAGUUGUUGAUGAUGAAGAUGAUGAUGAUGAUGUCGAUGAAGAGCUGAACAAAAUUAGCCCCGAUGCAUUUGAUGGUGAUGUUGAGGAAGAUGAGAAUGAUGACGCUGCUGAUGGUGAUGAUGAUGAUGUCAAGGAUGAUGAUGAUGAAGAUGAGUAA
Molecule: messenger RNA, 456 nt
Organism: Helobdella robusta
Lineage: Eukaryota; Metazoa; Annelida; Clitellata; Rhynchobdellida; Glossiphoniidae
Exons: 2
Coding region: 1-456 (151 amino acids)
Source: RefSeq, a predicted model, not a curated record